UUUUCUUUCGUCUCAUCACUUUUUGUUUUUUUUUUUAAAUGUUAUUUGAAGAAUAUAUUCCCGCCAAUCCAACAAGAAGCUCCAGAGCUAUACAACAGUACCUCUUCUCUCUACUACAGAGCUGCAACACCCUCAAAAAGCUCUCACAAAUCCAUGCCCAAAUAUUCGUUAACGGUUUCACCCAGAAGAACUACAUUCUUGUCAAGCUAUUAUCAUUCUACGUAGCUUCUGAUAAUCUCAAACAUGCCCUCGGAGUUUUCGAAAACAUCGAAAACCCAAGUGCCACUAUUUGGAACCAGAUGGUCAGAGGACAUGCUCGGAGUGAAACUCCUGGAAAAUCCAUUGAAUUGUAUAAUAGAAUGGUGGCAGCGGAGGCUGAGCCCGAUGGGUUUACGUAUUCCUUUCUCUUAAGUGCUUGUGCGAGGGCCGGGUUGUUAAGAGAAGGGGAGCAGGUGCAUGGAAGGGUUUUGGCAAAUGGGUAUUGCUCGAAUUUGUUUGUUCAGACGAAUUUGGUUAAUUUAUACGGGGCGGGUGGAGGGGCCAGUGGUGUCGGGUAUGCACGGAGCGUGUUUGAUGAAAUGGUUGAGAGAACAGUUGUGAGUUGGAAUUCAUUGCUGUCGGGGUACAUUAGGUGUGGAGACAUUGACAGUGCGCGGAGAAUUUUUGAUGAGAUGCCGGAGAGGAAUGUCAUAUCAUGGACGACCAUGAUCUCAGGAUGUGCUCAGAAUGGGAGGUGUAGGCAAGCUUUGUCUUUGUUUGGUGAGAUGAGGAGGGCCCAUGUGGAAUUGGAUCAGGUUGCAUUGGUUGCAGCGUUAUCAGCCUGUGCCGAAUUAGGAAAUUUAAAUUUGGGAAGGUGGAUUCACAAGUAUAUUAAAGAGAGAAUGAGUGUUAGGAAACAACCAUUGUUGGUGUCUUUGAACAAUGCACUCAUACAUAUGUAUGCUAGCUGUGGUAUGAUUGAUGAAGCUUCUAAAGUAUUCAGCAAGAUGCCAUGGAAAAACACUGUUUCUUGGACAAGCAUCAUCACGGGUUUAGCAAAGCAGGGCCGUGGAGAAGAAGCUCUCGAUGUCUUUCGGUCCAUGCUCAUGAGCUCGGGAGUGAAUCAAGUUAGGCCUGAUGAAAUAACCUUCAUUGGGGUUCUAUGUGCAUGCAGCCAUGCGGGAUUUGUUGAUGAGGGUCGCCAUCUUUUUAAGAGCAUGAAUCAAACUUGGGGAAUCAGCCCAAAGAUUGAGCACUAUGGGUGCAUGGUUGAUCUCUUAAGCCGUGCUGGUUUCUUAGAUGAAGCAUAUAGGCUCGUUGAGACCAUGCCCAUUAGGCCAAAUGAUGCUAUUUGGGGUGCUCUCCUUGGUGGUUGUAGAAUUCACAAGAAUGUUGAGCUUGCCUCCCAUGUUAAACAAAAAUUGGCAGUUGAGCUUGAUCCUGGCCAGGCUGCAGGCUAUCUUGUUCUCUUGUCAAAUGUGUAUGCAACUGCUAAAAGGUGGAAAGAUGUUGUUACUGUGAGACAGAAGAUGGUUGAGAUGGGUGUAAAAAAGCCUCCAGGCCGAAGUUGGGUCCAAAUUAACGGAGCUGUUCAUGACUUUGUUGCAGGUGACAGGGCCCAUAAGCAUGCGCCUUUAAUAUAUGAGAUGCUUGGUGAGAUCACGAGACAAGCCCAGCAGGAAGGCUACAAAAUGGAUGUAAUAGAAGAUUUUUUGUAUGUUGAGGAAUAAGGGAAGCAAUCAGAGGAAUUUGGUUUUGGCCUUUUGCAUGAUCUACAUCCUACAUUAUCUCAACUUCCUGAAAUUGGAAGUUUCCUAUAUUCAUUUAUUUCUGCAAUCUACCAAGAUGUUCUCAAGAUCUUGGCUGGUUUUAGUAUCAGAAACUCAAAAACUAUUCAAGCACCCUAAUUGGAGAACCCAUCACUGUGGGGAAAGGCUUGAUGCUUUUGCUGAGGAUCUCUUCUCCUUUGUACACUAUAUUUUUCAGACACUUUAGAACCACUCCGAGCUCUUCAAAAAUGGGUCCAAUGAAAAGAUAAGAACAGUUUUCUUUAAAUUUUCUGUAGCAUGUAAGGUAGAAUAGUCAUUUUCUCUCUCUCUCUCUCCAGCAUGUAAAGUAGAUACUUGAAACAUGUAUUCAAGCCACAAAGCUGCAAGAGAUCCGGCAAGUAGAAUAGUCUUUGUAAUGUAGUAGAUGAGUCAUUCUCAGUUAAGUGGAUUUGACUCGUUUGAUCAUCCAACGUCUAUAAGAAUUGAGAUUCUCUGUAAUUUCUAAGAAUC
Messenger RNA from Corylus avellana, 2258 nucleotides. NCBI's taxonomy places the organism in Eukaryota, Viridiplantae, Streptophyta, Magnoliopsida, Fagales, Betulaceae. The record is from RefSeq and is a predicted model, not a curated record.